AUGUCUCUCUUCCGCACUGUUCCUUCUGGCGGAGACUUCUCCCCUCUCUUCCGUCUCCUAGACGACUACGACAGCCACCGCUCCUCCCGCAGCCAGCAGGCCUCCCUGCAGUCGUUCGCCCCUCGCUUCGACGUCCGCGAGUCCAAGGACGCCUACCACCUCGACGGCGAACUCCCCGGCAUCCCCCAGAGCAACAUCGACAUCGAGUUCACCGACCCGCAGACCCUCGUGAUCAAGGGCCGCUCCGAGCGCGAGUACCACUCCUCCAGCGACGACAAGGACAAGUCCCCCGAGCGCGCUGCUGAGGGCCAGGGCCAGGCCGAGGGCGAAUCCAGCGAGGUCGCCAAGUCCGGCGAGAAGCAGGUCUCCAGGGAAAAGGCCGCCAACAAGCCCCGCUUCUGGGUCUCCGAGCGCUCCGUCGGCGAGUUCCAGCGCACCUUUACCUUCCCUACUCGCGUCGCUCAGGAUGAUGUCAAGGCUAGCCUGAAGGACGGCAUCCUCUCUGUUGUUGUCCCCAAGGCUGCUGCUCCCACUGCGAAGAAGAUCACCAUCCAGUAA
Molecule: messenger RNA, 558 nt
Organism: Aspergillus mulundensis
Lineage: Eukaryota; Fungi; Ascomycota; Eurotiomycetes; Eurotiales; Aspergillaceae
Product: Hsp20/alpha crystallin family protein
Exons: 1
Coding region: 1-558 (185 amino acids)
Biological process (GO): protein folding; response to heat; response to salt stress
Source: RefSeq, a predicted model, not a curated record